Messenger RNA from Anarrhichthys ocellatus (wolf-eel), 3069 nucleotides. RefSeq names its product guanine nucleotide binding protein (G protein), beta polypeptide 2 (gene gnb2). The record is from RefSeq and is a predicted model, not a curated record. The coding region runs from base 832 to 1854 and encodes 340 amino acids. Gene Ontology annotation, molecular function: protein binding. Gene Ontology annotation, biological process: signal transduction. Lineage: Eukaryota; Metazoa; Chordata; Actinopteri; Perciformes; Anarhichadidae. The transcript is spliced from 10 exons.
GGCUGCUUGUUUCUGUAUAAUGAUAUUCAGAAAAAAAAAAAAAAAAAACAGGAACCGUGUGGAUAACUGACCGAGAGGGCCGCGGCUCAUUAUACUGUGACAAAAUCCACGCAGUCGGUCUACUGAUGGGUUGAUCUCUUGCAGCUUAUAGAAGCAUUUCUCUUUUUGUUUAAUGGCAUUAUUUUCUCAUAUGAGGCAGAUUUUACUCAGUAAUUCAUUGUCGGCUCGGAGGCGGUUGUCCUGAUGAAGUGUCGGCAGAGGGAGGAGGAAACCAGAGAGAGGAAGGAAACGAGGAUAACGUCACGAAAAGCAGAAUCGGAGUGAAACGGACUGUGUAGUAUUUAAUGGACAGAGCUUGAUGCGGGCCGAGCACCGAGCCGAAAUUCUGUUUGUUUACCUCGCAUUUGGACAAAGAUGUUUUUGUUAACUGGUCGGGCGUGAAAAGAAAAGGAGGGGAAAGCAUUUCGAGGAGGAAACGGCAACACAAGCAGCAGCAGCAGCAGAUCUCAUCUUUUUUUCUUUUUUUUUCAGGAGGCUCCACUAAAGCAGAGAAAUGGAAAUGUGUGUAGCCCUCCUCCGUUUGCCUGUUCGCUGAAGGAUUUGGGAAACAGCCUAAUCGUGACACACGGACUUUAAAGUGGAUCUCAUUUUUUUUUUUUUUAAUGAGUGAGAAAGACGUAUAGUUAAAACCCUUCCACGGGAUUCCUUUUUUUUUUUUCCGGGGGACGUUGCUUUUUUUUUUCGCGGAAGGAGAGAAAAAAAAAAAAAAAAAAAAAAAAAGCUGCAAAAUCAUCGGGAGAAUUAACAGGUGACGGCUCAGACAAAUCCAAAAUGAGUGAGCUGGAGCAGCUUCGCCAGGAGGCCGAGCAGCUUAGGAACCAGAUAAGAGAUGCCAGGAAAGCAUGUGGAGAUUCAACCCUGACACAGAUAACUGCUGGUCUGGAUCCUGUGGGGCGGAUUCAGAUGCGGACGAGACGCACCCUCCGCGGCCACCUCGCCAAGAUCUACGCCAUGCACUGGGGCACUGACUCAAAGCUUCUGGUUAGUGCCUCUCAAGAUGGAAAACUGAUCAUCUGGGACAGCUACACCACUAACAAGAUACACGCCAUCCCCCUGCGCUCCUCCUGGGUGAUGACCUGUGCGUACGCCCCGUCUGGGAACUACGUGGCCUGCGGAGGCCUGGACAACAUCUGCUCCAUCUACUGCUUGAAGACUCGCGAGGGCAACGUCAGGGUCAGCAGGGAGCUACCUGGCCACACAGGUUACCUGUCAUGUUGCCGUUUCAUUGACGACAAUCAAAUCAUCACGAGUUCAGGAGACACCACAUGUGCACUGUGGGACAUCGAGACGAGUCAGCAGACCACGGUUUUCUCUGGGCACAGCGGCGACGUCAUGAGCCUGUCCCUGUCGCCCGACCUCCGCACCUUUGUGUCAGGAGCCUGCGACGCCUCGGUCAAACUGUGGGACAUCAGGGACAGCAUGUGCCGGCAGACCUUCACAGGCCACGAGUCGGACAUCAACGCUAUCUGUUUCUUUCCCAACGGCAGCGCCUUUGCCACCGGCUCAGACGACGCCACCUGCAGGCUGUUUGACCUGCGCGCAGACCAGGAGCUCAGCCUCUACUGCCAUGACAACAUCAUUUGUGGCAUCACAUCCGUGGCUUUCUCGCGCUCCGGCCGUUUGCUGCUGGCUGGUUAUGAUGAUUUCAACUGCAACAUCUGGGACGCCAUGAAGGGAGACAGAGCAGGGGUCCUGGCCGGCCAUGACAAUCGUGUGAGCUGUCUGGGUGUGACGGAUGACGGCAUGGCGGUGAGCACCGGGUCCUGGGACAGCUUCCUUAAGAUCUGGAACUGAGCCACGCACAUAAACCGCAAACACACACACACACACACACACACACGCACACACACGCACACACACACGCACACACACGCGCACACACACGCGCACACACACACGCACACACGCACGCACGUCCAACAAACAGACAGACAUUGCUCCCGUCUUGGGACACUGUUUGCACCCUGUAUUCACUGUAUGUAAGAUUCAACAGACAAACUGCAACAUUGUACUGUACAUAAUAUAUAUGACUUAGAUAUGAGUUUACACACACACAUACACACACACACACACACACACACACACACACACACACCCGCUGUAUGCAGGACAAGAUGACACAAAACCUGAACACAUGCCCUCACUAACUACAGCUGGUUUAAGUACAGUUCCACACACACACACACACACACACACACACACACACACACACAUAAUCUGUAAAAUGUAAAAACGUGACAAAAACAGUUGAUUCUUCAGCUGCUCAAAUAAAAAACACAAAUGCCACUAUUACCUGAAGCCUUUUAACACGUCUAACACGCUCAUUCACUUAACACACACACACACACACACACACACACACACACACUUUUUCCUGAGAGACACUGCUCCUCGAGUUAAACGGGGGAGAAGACGUUAUUUGACAAUUCUGUCUUUGUUUACAAUGAAGUCCAAAAUGCACUUCAGAAAAAAUUUUCUGUACUAUUUUUGUCUCAGUACCACAUGUAUCUCAGCGAUGCUAAUGUGAAGGAAGAAUGGUUGUGGAAAGAGAAUUAUGUGAGUCCAUUAACACUGAAAACAACAAAACAAAACACUGACAGACAGGAUGAGCCGAUGAUCGACAGAGUCCAAGGAAAUAUCAACUCUUAUUUUCAUCUGUUCGAAACAUCAUGUAAUCACUGUUUUUAUAGAUAUGUACCCCCGCAUACAGUAAAUCUCUUCAGUUUUGGUUUUCUUCUUUUUUUUUUACACUUAUUUUAUUCAUGUUCUCCCUGUGUGCCUCAGAUACACGUUAAGGAUUAUUAAUAGAGAAUAUUGAUAAAAGGUAAAUUAACAAAAACAUUAAAGAUCUGAGAUUCAAAGUUGAGUGAAAAAAAAAUAAAAACAUUGUAAGACGCAUCUUAAUAAAGCAGGAGCCAGUAUUCAUACUUUGACUUUAUCAAUGUAUUAUCUGGACAUGACAAUGGUAUAAUUGUACAUAAUAUUAAUAAAUAAUAGCCUCUCCUGCCA